CAGAAUUUUGACAAGCUGGAGAGAUAUAGACAAGAAAUAUGUUUCCACCUCAGCAAUUACAUUUAUACUUAAAUCACUUAACCAGAACAGGGGUGUUGUUAUAACUGGAUCCCCAGGGUGUGGAAAAUCCGUUGCCGCUCAUCAUGUAGCUUUGACAUUAGAAAAGGAGGGAUAUGAAAUAAUUCCUUGUGAAGAUCCCUCAGAGAUCCUAAUGCAUUUUAUAACAGAGAAGAAUCAGGUUUUUGUAUUUGAUGAUAUAUGCGGUAAAUUUGCUCUUAAUCAGCAUAAAGCAGACUCAUGGGAACAAAUUGAUGGUAAAUUAAAUAUGUUAAUUGAAUCAAGUCAUCAGAAAGAUGACAAGAGUGACGGCUCCAACAAAUCAAAGACUAAGUUUAUAAUCACGUGCAGGGAGAAUAUAUAUAGUCACAAAGCAUUCCCAAAACUGAUUUGUUUCUCACUUGUACAAUGCAGCUUCAGUACAAAAUAUAAAAACUCUCCAGAUGAAAUGAGAGAUAUUGCGUUAUCGUAUGUACCUGAGAACACGCUGAAUGAUAUUGAAAAUAUUUGUCUCUAUGAUUUUUUCCCUCUUUUGUGUGCUUUGUUCUGCAAAAAAACAAAACCAAAUCCGAAUUUCUUUACUCAUCCUAUUGAAGUUAUUGAACAGGAAAUCUUAGAAAUGAAAAUCAAAUCUGAAAUAUCUUUUCUCUGUCUUUCUCCUUUUGUUCUAAAGAAUAAUACAUGUUGUAAAAAUGAAUUUAGAUCUAAGAAUAUGGAGCAGCUACUUACAACUAUAUGCAAAAACUGCCACAUUGAAUCAGUCGUUUCAAUGGUGUCUAUUAGAAACUGUUUUGAGCGUCUCAAUGGUAUUUAUAUAACUGAGACAGAGAAUAUCUAUACAGCAAUCCACGAUAAAAUGUUUGACAUCAUAUCAGCAGCCAUUGCACCAUCUAUAAUGAAAUGUUUAAUAAAGCAUGGUGACAUUAAAUUCAUCGCAAAUCGCAUUCAGCUUAUGUCAUUGGGUAGAAGUAGUCUUCCUUUUGUAGUAUAUAUCCCACCGGAGCUAGAAAUUAAUCAUUUUAAUAGACAAUAUCAUGAAGCAAUGAAAGGAUAUUACUGGGAAGUGUUUGGAAGCAUACAGACAGAAAAUGAGGCAUAUAGAAAACUACUUUUAUCGUUUUUAAAGGAACAGGACAGAUGUAAAAAAAUGUCUUAUGUUCCCGGUAAAGAUGGAGCUACACCGUUGUUUGUAUCGUCCUCCUUAGGAUACAUUGAUUUUGUACAAUACUUUAUAGUUAAAUGCCGGCACCACAUUGAAACCAUAGACAAGGAAGGCAGAUCUCCGUUCUUUGUCGCGUGUGAAAACGGUCACAUUGCAGUAGUAAAAAACUUAAAGAAGAACCAUAAAGACGUCAAUUCAAAAACCGCAUCGAAAACGACAAUAUUAUCUGCAACCUGCCUUAAUGGUCACAUAGAAGUGGCUCAACUACUAAUAGACAACAAAGCAGAUAUCGGUAUAACUAACGACCUAAAUGAGAACACAUUUCACUUUGCCUGUUCAAAUGGUAAUGUACAAUUAGUCAGUUUACUGUUGUCUGCAUAUAAUGUAGAGAUAAGACUAAGACAUACAGAUGAACAAACGGAUUUACAUAAAGCUUACCAAAAGGACUUUCUAAGACUAAUAGAAAAUUCAUGAAACUUUGUAGGGAAGUUAAUCAGAAGAACAACAUUGGAAGUACACCGCUGCAUCUUGCUUGUCAGAAAGGUCAUUAUGAAACAGUGAAAUUAUUACUUGAUUUAAACGGCCAAACAAACAAUAGUUGUGUUAACACCAAUACAAUAAAUAAACAUGGAUUCUCUAUCUUACAUGCAGCAUGUAAUAAUGGACAUACAAAAAUAGUAAAGUUGUUGAUCGAUGUCGGUAUGAAUGUAAAUCACACAACAAUUGUUGGAGCUACACCACUAUCUCUAGCUUGCCGGAAUGGUCAAUAUGACACAGUGAAAUACUUACUUGAUUUAAGAGAACACACAUUACAAGGGUCUAUUGAUCGAACGACUAACCCAAAAGACGGAUGGCCAGCUUUACACUUAGCUUGUUUAAAUGGACAUAUAGAAAUAGUAACGUUAUUAAUUGAUUCUGGUUUUAAAAUAAAUGACACAACAGCUGACGGUUAUACACCACUUUAUCUAGCAUGCCUGAACGGUCACUAUGAUACAGUCAAAUUCUUACUCGAUUGGAAUAGCUUUAUAUUAACUUAUUAUGUAGAUUCAACGAUCAAAGAUAAUAAUGGAUGGUCAGUUUUACAUGCAGCUUGUUUGAAAGGUCAUACGCAGGUAGUGAAGUUAUUGCUUAAUAUCGGUUUAAAUGUAAAUGACGCAUCGAAUGAUGGGCAUACACCAUUAUAUUUAGCCUGUGAGAGAGGUCACUAUGACACCGUGAAAUUAUUACUUGAUUUAAACGGCCAAUCAUUGAAUAGCUGUGUAGAUACAACAAUUAAAGAUGAAGAUGGAUGGUCAGUUUUACAUCUAGCUUGUUCAAAUGGUCAUACAGAAGUAGUAAAGUUAUUAGUUGAUGUUGGUUUAAAUUUAAAUGAAACAACAAAUGUUGGUGAUACACCACUUUAUCUAGCUUGUAAGGAAGGCCACCAUGACACAGUGAAAUGCGUACUUAAUAUUAACGGUAAACAAAUAAAUAGUCAUGUAGAAACAGCGAAUGACAAUACAAAUAGACAAUCGGCUGUGCAUGCAGCAUAUUCAAAUGGACAUACAAAAGUUGUGGAGUUAUUGAACGAUGCUGGUAUAACUCAUAGAGAAAUAAGAAGUAUGAAACAUUCUUGUAUGAUAUUGUGAAGGUAUUCAACAACAAUUGUGUACCAUUGGACAUGUUGGAUGUUUGUUAUUGUGAACAAAUUAUUGUUUAAAACAUCAUGAAUCAUAGAAUUUCUCUCUCAAAUUCCUCAACUUAAACUAUAAUGUAUAACGUUUAAUACUAAAGCCAUUGCAAUACACAUAUUACAUCAAAAUUUAUCGGUACCAUCGAAAUAAUAAGAUUUCAAUUAUUCCUCAUUAAUUCGUCCAAAUUUAAGACAUUUCUAUUAUAAUUACAUGGUUAAAUAAGAUACAAAUCAAAAUGUAGGCGUUGUUUGGCUUGCAGUAUCUUUGAUUGUCAAGGAGACAACUUUCCACUUUUUCAUGUUUUUGUCUUUAUGUUAGUAAGAGUUGUGCUUUUGUUAUUAUACGCCCGUUGGUCGUCCAUUUGUUCUGAUAUCCGGACGUGUCGGACAUUACAUAAACAACGCUUUAACAAAGUUGCAUGUAAUUCGGUGAAAUAUUUAUUUAUGUUGACGUGAGCUCCCUGUCGUAUUUUUUAAAAUAUUUUAGAUUUAACGUUUCCGAGUUUUGGAGUUUUAUUCAUAAAAAGUGGGAUGUUCCAGUUUUCAGACAAUAACUCAAAUAUGCUUUGA
Mytilus trossulus (common blue mussel) is the source of this 3461-nucleotide messenger RNA. RefSeq names its product receptor-interacting serine/threonine-protein kinase 4-like. The transcript has a single exon. Bases 1690 to 2847 code for a protein of 385 amino acids. NCBI's taxonomy places the organism in Eukaryota, Metazoa, Mollusca, Bivalvia, Mytilida, Mytilidae. The record is from RefSeq and is a predicted model, not a curated record. Gene Ontology annotation, molecular function: protein binding.